This is a messenger RNA of Euleptes europaea (tarantolino), 1782 nucleotides long. It is a transcript of the gene TRAFD1, whose product is annotated as TRAF-type zinc finger domain containing 1. The record is from RefSeq and is a predicted model, not a curated record. The transcript is spliced from 11 exons. The coding region runs from base 19 to 1782 and encodes 587 amino acids. Gene Ontology annotation, molecular function: zinc ion binding. Lineage: Eukaryota; Metazoa; Chordata; Lepidosauria; Squamata; Sphaerodactylidae.
CUGGAACAAACGGGCGUGAUGGCUGCAGUGGCAGAAGAGGAAAGUGAAACCCAGCUGUGCAGCAACUGCAAAAAGGACAUUCCUGUGGCAAACUUCACCAUCCACGAGAUCCACUGCUGUAGGAACAUUGGGGUUUGCCAUUUCUGCCAAGAGUCGGUCCCUAAGUCAGAAAUGAAGAACCACAUGGAACUGGAGCACACCCAGGUUACCUGUAAAUGCAGCAUGAAAAUGGAAAGAGGCGACCUACCGGAGCAUGAGGCCUCGGCUUGCCCUUUGCGGCCUGUGGCCUGCCAGCACUGCGACCUGGAGCUUGCGUUCCACAAGUUGCAGGACCACGUGGACUACUGCGGCACCCGGACGGAGCAGUGCAGCAGAUGCAGCCGCAACGUGAUGCUGAAAGACCUGAAGGAGCACCCCGAGGACUGUGGGAAGAAGGCUGAAGAAGGCCAACUCGGCCAGCCGAAGCCCUGCUUGAACUCUGAGGUGUCUUUACGGAACGUCCAGACGAUCAGAAACAUCCUCAAUUCAGAUGGCUCUCUGGGGCCCCUGCCGAGGGUGAACAGACUCCCGGAGAGCAGGCUUUACAAUUGUCUUUCGAGCCAGCAGUUUCCCAGGAAUCUUCCCAGGAGGAAUGUCGAUCUGCUGCAGCCAGAUGGAAAUCAGGGUCACCUAGGGAAGGUGGACAAUGCCUUGGCCUUUGGUGGCAGAGAACCUGACUGCCAGUUGGAUUACCUCUUGGCUCUGAGCUUGCAGCGCGACAACCUCACGCACGACCGCAGCGCGACAGAAUUCCAGAGGGAGUUCUGGAAGAACAUCUGCCCCGCAAGAACAAGCGCCACAGGCAAUUCCGUUGAAGCCAGCAACCUCAAUAUCUUCUCUCAGGAUUUGUUGGGGUCGGUGAACACUUCCAACAAGUCAAAAGUUGCAACUCUGCUGCCCUGUGAAUUCUGUGAGGAGCUGUACCCGGAGGAAGAUCUAAUCCUUCAUCAGACGGGGUGCAGCCCAGCGAAUGCUUUGGCUUCCUUCAGCAAGAGGAGCUCCUCCCUCCCUCGGCCGGAUCAGGACGAGCGUCUUACAGACUUGUGGGAGCAGCUGCAGAGGAAUCAGUCCCGGGGCAGGGAGAGGUGCCCUCUGCAGCCUGACUCCGGGGGCAGCAUCAUGAUCCCCUGCGAGUUCUGUGGAGUCCAGCUGGAAGAAGAGAUCCUCUUCCACCACCAGGACCAGUGUGACCUGCGUCCAGGCACGGGGAGAUCCCUCUCCCAGCCGGGGCCCCCAGCCACAGGAGACUCGGAGAAAACGGAGUCACCAGACCCGCCGAGGAGACGCAUCCGCCAUCAAGGGGAAGUCUCACCUCAGUACCUCGAGGAGUUCGGGCAGCAGAGGCCUCCCCAGCCCGUUCGGGGGAGCCACUUGCGGGGCAACCCAGCAGCUGCCAGGCGCAUCCAGCUGAAUUCUCCCAGCAACAGGAGAGAGACUGAAAUCGGCCCUUUGGAGCGAGGGAGAGUCAAGGACCAGGGAGGUGGCGACAGAGGAGAGAGAGCACAGCGCUGGGGCCAGAGUGACAGGAAGGCAGAGGUCCGGGGCCCCGUGCCGGCAAGGCAUUCCCCUCACAACGUUCCUCCCAGCAGUUACGUGCCGAGUUUCCCCGUUACAGUUCCAACGCGGCCCAGGCUGAGAAGCGAAGGCGGUACGAGUCCCACCGGGCCUGCUCAAUACAGCAGCAGCAGCGGCACGGCAAAACCAUGGCAGACUGAAUCGGCCUACCCUGACAAAGAAGAAUAG